UCCCAUCGAGUCCGGCCCGGCGAGCCGCACCCAACAUGUUCGCCUCCAUCUGCCGGAGUCGGCGGCUCCUCCGCUUCCGCCAAAUCCCCUCCGCUGCCGGCGCAGACCCCAGCCGGCGGCCCUACCCCAUCGACGCCCUCCUCUCCCACGGCUACUCCUCGGCUGCCCUCGCGGGCGCCCCGCCACCCGAGCCCUGCCCCGCCACCGUCUCCAACCUGACCUCCUGCGGGCUCCUCUCCCCCGCCUCCACGGCCGCCCGCAAGCACAGCAUCCGCUCCGCCGACAGGGCCGACGCCGUCCGCGCGCUCUUCCGCAGCUACGGCUUCACCGACGCGGACAUCACCGAGAUAGUCCGCCGGGCCUCGGUGGUUUUGACCCUCGACCCCGACCGGAUCCUCCGCCCCAAGCUCGACCUCUUCGCCUCCCUCGGCGUCCGGCCGCGGAGGCUCUCCACCGAGCCGAUCCUCCUCACGCGCAGCCUCGACAACCACCUUGUCCCCUGCGUCCAGUUCCUCCGCGGCGUCCUCGGCACCGACGCCGCUGUCCGUGACGCGAUCUCCCAGGCCCCACGCAUCCUCCACGCUAGCCUGGAGAAGAACAUGCGCCCCGCCGUGGCCGCCCUGCGCCGUCUUGGACUCCUCGACGAGUUCAUCUCGAAGCUCAUCACCAUCCAGGUAGGCGUGCUCAGGCUUUCGCCCGAACGCAUCACCCAGAUCUUCGAGUACCUCAAGUUGCUCGACCUGGGUGUAACAGAUCGGGCCUUCCUCUACGCCUUCCGCGCUCUCUGCCACCUCAGUAGGGAGACAUGGCUGCGAAAGGUGGCCCUGUACCAGAGCUUCGGAGUGUCCGAGGGAGAGCUGCUCAAGGCGUUCAAGAAGCAGCCCACGAUACCCCUCUUCUCCGAUGAGACCAUAACGAAGAAGCUGCAGUUCUACCUGGACGAGCUUAAGCUUCAAGUAAGCGAUGUAAUGCGGCAUCCUGUGCUUAUGGGGUAUAGCCUGGAGAAGUGCAUCAUACCAAGGUGCGCUGUGCUGAGUGUGUUGAUGAGGGAGGGGAAGAUUGAGCCAAACAUCAAGUUACAUACAGCAUUGCUCGGUAGCGCCAAGAACUUCUCCGACAAGUAUGUGAUGAGGUAUGCUCAUGAUGUGCCAGAUGUUGUUAAGGCAUAUGAGGGUAACAUCAAAUUCGAAGGUUUCAGAUAGCGGGGUGUUCCAGUUCCAGUGAAGCAUUAUGCGUACCCCGCAUGUUUGCAAUGACAUUGGCAUCAAAGCAUUCUGCGACUUUCCAAAGUGCCAUGUGCUGAUGUUACCCAUUUCCCUCUUCUAAGCACUUGCCAUUUGGUAACCUCUGUCCUAACAAAUCUAGAAAUAUAGACCUUGUCAUGAUGUCAAAAGUAACUGAAUCUGGAAUGUUGAAGUGAUUCAUUCAAUUGCUUGUGCUCUUUAAUCUGGUUCUUCCAUAGAUUUUGAUAUUUCUCUCUGGAAUGGCCUUAGUGCUUGUUUACUUUUUACUACCUACCUGAAAACUAUAUGCUCCUUUCCAAUCGAUAGAUUUGUUGGUUUACUAAAAGUUGAGAACAUCCUGAUGAUUUUGUUGUUCGUCAGGAUAUUUGAGUGUGCACCUACUGAGUUUUUCCAUACAGAACUGUUGAGCAUUUAAAAGUGAAAGCUUGUAGCUCUGUUCACAAAAGCUGCUGUCAGAUUUGUAAAGCUUGUCUUUGUAUAAGUGAUGUUGUGUAUGAAAAUGCCAUUCUAGAUG
This is a messenger RNA of Setaria italica (foxtail millet), 1758 nucleotides long. Its product is annotated as transcription termination factor MTERF5, chloroplastic. The transcript has a single exon. The coding region runs from base 36 to 1202 and encodes 388 amino acids. Gene Ontology annotation, molecular function: double-stranded DNA binding. The record is from RefSeq and is a predicted model, not a curated record. Gene Ontology annotation, cellular component: chloroplast. NCBI's taxonomy places the organism in Eukaryota, Viridiplantae, Streptophyta, Magnoliopsida, Poales, Poaceae. Gene Ontology annotation, biological process: regulation of DNA-templated transcription; chloroplast organization.